AUGCCUUCCGCCCAGGAAAACAAGACCAAACUCAUCGCUAAAGCGACGAAGAGCAUCAAGCAAGAAGACCUCAUCAACAUAUCCGCCGACGCCGCAACUAUCGAGGCUUGCUUCACUCUCAUCGCCAUGUCUCGCGGAACUCAUAAAAUCAAGCAACAAUGCCAAACCUCUGCUUGCAACAAUCUGACAGGUGAGCUAGUAAUCCGACCCAAGACGGCUGGCUGA
Molecule: messenger RNA, 225 nt
Organism: Fusarium musae
Lineage: Eukaryota; Fungi; Ascomycota; Sordariomycetes; Hypocreales; Nectriaceae
Exons: 2
Coding region: 1-225 (74 amino acids)
Source: RefSeq, a predicted model, not a curated record